Molecule: messenger RNA, 624 nt
Organism: Ogataea philodendri
Lineage: Eukaryota; Fungi; Ascomycota; Pichiomycetes; Pichiales; Pichiaceae
Exons: 2
Coding region: 1-624 (207 amino acids)
Source: RefSeq, a predicted model, not a curated record
AUGUCCUCUGUCGUCAAUGGGUGGAUGCUGAAAGCCUUGGAAAGUACUUUCAUCUCUUCCUCGGUAGGAUUAAGAACGUCUAGCCAAAAUGGGGGCACUUCAGACGCAGAGCUGCUACUCUCUGCAAUUAUCGAAGGUGUUGGUGUGGACGUUCCCGAGACUCUUGGUUUGAGGGGCUCUGUUUCUCCUGGUUCAACGUUUGAGACCAACGGAUACUGGAAAUUGAUCCGGUCCUCUGUUCCGUUUGCAGAGGACUGCUGCGACAGAGCAGUGGAUGCCUCUGUGAUUUUUUUGAACUCUUCCAGCUCUUCGUCGACGAACUGCUGUAGAACAGAGAUAUCAGGCCAAACCUUGCGCUUUCCAGCUUCAUCCAGACUCUCCACGGGGAAACAAACGUCGUCCAGAGAAGAGGCGUUGGACGAUCUCCUAGAAGACGGAUUAGACGAGCCGUACACUGAGUUUGACUCCUCGUCCUCGUCUCCAGAACCGUACGAAUCGGAGUUAGGGUCAUCCUUGUAUGGAGAUGUUGGGGAAGAGGACCGUUUCAAAGUCGAUUCGAACGGAUUUUCGGUUUUAUAUUGGACUCCGCUCAAAGAAUGGUUUUGCUUGAGGGCAUUAUUAUAG